Messenger RNA from Corvus hawaiiensis (hawaiian crow), 3141 nucleotides. RefSeq names its product family with sequence similarity 151 member B (gene FAM151B). Lineage: Eukaryota; Metazoa; Chordata; Aves; Passeriformes; Corvidae. The record is from RefSeq and is a predicted model, not a curated record. The transcript has 5 exons. The coding region runs from base 647 to 1291 and encodes 214 amino acids.
CCUGGGAGCAGAGCCCGACCCCCCCGGCUGCCCCCUCCUGUCAGGGACUUGUGCAGAGCCACAAGGUUCCUGGUGCACCAGCCUGGGCGGCAGUGAAUGUUAUGUAAAUUUUUGUGAAUAUUUGACAAAUACAUAUUUGUGUAAAUUUAUAUAUAAUAUGCUUUAUCUUGAAUACUAUCACUAGCUCUUUUCUUCGUAUUUCAGUCUAACUGUGUGUAUUGGAUUCUCUGCAAAGCUGAUAGCACUGCCCAGAUUCACGAUAUGAAGCUGUUUUCAAGAGCUGGAGCCACUCCUAAGACCCGUCUUCGCCUGUGUUGUGUGUUAGCUAACAUUUUCCUAGUCAGUUUUGACAAUGAGUCAAGGGGAAUGCUCAGUCUCUGCCAGUGUUAAAUCCUGUGCUCAUCUUUCCUCUGUCAGGAACCCUGUUUAGAGAGGAAAAGACCUGAAAUUUAACAAGAGUGCAUUCACAUGUUGGGUGUCCGUUUUUCUGUUCCCCUGAAGAAAAGACGCCACGUGGUUGCUUGGCCAAAUGUAUCCUCAAAGAUAAAUUUUCACAUGCUUGUAGGUUUGCAAAGAGUUUAGUGACCAGAAACCCCCCAAAAUUGCCUCUUGUGUCACAGCAGUUCCUGUCUGAAGCGAUGUGCACAUGGUCGAGGCGGAUGUUCUCCUGCGGGGAGGGAGAGGGGACCCCAUCCUGGCUCACCCCCCGGACACUGACAGUGACAUCACCCUGCAGGAGUGGCUGGCAGAGAUGGUCAGCACCAAUAAAGGCAUCAAGCUGGAUUUUAAGAGCCUGGGCGCCGUGGGACCGUCGCUGGAGCUGCUGUCGCGGCUGCGGCGGGCGCUGGAGCGGCCCGUGUGGCUGAACGGGGACGUGCUGCCCGGGCCCCGCGGGGGCCGCCCGCCGCUGGACGCCCGCGCCUUCCUGGCCGCUGUCGCCUCGUCGUGCCCCGCCGCCACCCUGUCCCUGGGCUGGACCACGGGCUGCCACCGAGGGCAAGGCUACGCGUGGCCCAUGGUGCAGGAGAUGUCCCGGCUGUGCCAGCCGCUGUCCCAGCCCGUGACGUUCGCGGUCAGGGCCGCGCUGGUGCCCAGCUCCGUCCCGCAGCUCCAGUGGCUGAUGCAGCAGUCCCACAGAUACAGCCUCACUGUUUGGACAGGAAAGGAAGACAUGUAUUCUGUAGAAGACUUGCUUUUCAUCCGAGAAAACUUUGAUAAAAGUAGGGUUUAUUACGACAUUUUUGAGCCACAAAAUUCUGAAUUCAAAAAAGCCAUUGGAAUAGAAUGGUAAAUGCAAAGCAGGCAGUGCCUGACCUUAUAAUGCUUUCUAUUGUAAACCCCUUUAAAUGUGAGGAUUUCUUGUUCAGAGAAAUGCAUUUUCCUUGCCAGAAGGACUAUAUUGAGCACACCUGUGGUUAUUGGAGGAGUUUUUGUUCGGCACUGCAUAGAGAGGCUUCUCAAAUAGAAAUGUAGUGCCUUCCCCAUUGUUCCCUGCUCGCUGCAUGGGAUCUGUGGUGCCACACACUCAGGAGGGGACAAUGGCUGUUUGUACUGCGCUGGCACUGCUCAGCUGCUCUGCCCCGCGGUCCCUGGCCCAUGGUCACCGUGUCUGUGGUCACUGUGUCCGUGGUCCCGGGCCCGUGGUCUCUGUGCCCGGGCAGUGUCGGAGCCAGGCCACGGCCUCGGGCUGGGGAGCAGCCCCGGAUGGUGCCGAGGGCUGGGGCCUGUGUGGCAGCAGAGCUGGUGGCCGCAGUGGCAGUGCUGGUCCCCGGGGCGGUUCCAAGGCUGGCAGGGGUCAUUGCCUGUGGCUCUGAGGGCGUGGGUGCCCGCGGGGCCGCUGCGGCACACGGGGCUCCCUCAGUGACCACGGCUCUGCUCUGCUCCGUUGGGGCCUGUGCGUCCCUGCAGCUCUCAGAAUUUUCUCAGAAAUUUCCAAAAGUGGAAAUUUCCCCUGACAAAAGCUAGAACCCUGCUAACCACCUGCAGGAAGAGCCUGACCUGGUUAAUUUAAACCAUUUAUUGCCUCUUUGGCUGCUGCAGUUCCCCAGAAUUCACACAGACUGAGACACCGUCUCUGUGGGAUUGGCUUCUGCCAAACACCACAAACGAUACUGGAAAAACCAAAGGUUCAGAGAAGACACUUUAGCUUCUGAAUAAAAGCUGAUGCUCUGAGAAGCAUUACUCUGUCAACGUCUUGUACUCCUUUUCCCAUUCCUCUCACAUGGUUCCUGUGAAAAUUUUGUUACCUCAGAUGUUGUACAGAACAUUUUACAGGCUGUUAGUACUACAGUAAAUUGGAGAAAUGUUUGGUUCUUACGUGGCAUUGCUACAGCUGUGAUAGAAAAGGUAGUUAUGUUUCUUAAUCCUAAAUCUUGAAAUAUGGUGAUUUCACAUUGAAAUUCAAGACUCCUUGUUGUUACCUACAACCCCUUAUAGAGAUUUAUCCAAUAAUUGUUUUAUGUUUUUGAGGGGUAGAGCUUUUCUCAUUUUGGUCAUCUGCUAAGAUGUGCUUGGCUACAAUUAGGAAAUAUUUUUCCACAUUAGGAAGGAAACUACCUGAUUAUACUUGGGAUAGCUAAACAGAGUAUUUGAUUUAAUUUGCAGCAGCGGGCCAAGCGAGUGGCAGUACCACGAAAGGGUCACGUUUGGCUCUGUUAUUUCUGUACUGAGUUUGGAGAAAUUAUGUAUUUUUUAUUUAUGGUUUGUUGCAGGCAGUUGCAUUCAUUGAUUUACAGGAUUUCAUCUCUCAGUGGUAAGGCCUUUUUGGGACCACAUUUUUCUGUUAUUUAGAAAUCUUCCCACUGUCCAGUUCCCGCCUGAAGUACUGGAAUUUGUUAAAAAUCAUUAAACUAUUAAGUAAAAAAACAUCAGCAAUUGCCAGAAAUGUUUUUAAGGAAGAAGUAUAUCUGAGCAAUAUCUGUGCCUGUCAGUAAACAGGGAUAAUCAGCUAAAAUUAAAAGAAGACAUCAUCUGGAUUACCAGGAUGUGCCUGUGGUGAAUUUGAUUAUUCUGUAUGGAUUAACCUAUAUGUAUAUGAAUUCUCUAUGUAAUUUUUACCUAUGGGUCUUUGCUAGUCCCCUGUGAAGUUGUUUAUGUCAGUCUAGUCUGACUUGCACAUCAAUAAAUUAAUUUGAUUUUGUU